Oncorhynchus nerka (sockeye salmon) is the source of this 3234-nucleotide messenger RNA. RefSeq names its product PRA1 family protein 3-like. Gene Ontology annotation, biological process: negative regulation of transport. The record is from RefSeq and is a predicted model, not a curated record. Bases 179 to 754 code for a protein of 191 amino acids. Gene Ontology annotation, cellular component: membrane. The transcript is spliced from 3 exons. Lineage: Eukaryota; Metazoa; Chordata; Actinopteri; Salmoniformes; Salmonidae.
AAUUGGUUUAUAUACAUCAUUGGUUGACUGGUUAGUUUGAAAGCUAUCGCGAGAAAUGGAAGGGGUAUUUUUUUAAUGAUAUUUGAGCGUAAUCUUCCUUUUGUUGUAGCCAGACAUACGUUCUGCAGCCUACAACAAGCAUAUUAAUUAUAUUUCAUAGUCUUCAUACAGUAACAAAAUGGCUAAGGUAGAACUAACACCGCUGAGACCCUGGGACGAUUUCUUCCCAGGUUCUGACCGAUUUGCUAAACCAGACGUGAGAGAUCUACCUAAAUGGAACAACAGGGUUGUCAACAACUUGCUUUACUAUCAGACGAACUAUUUGGCGAUGGCUGUCAUGGUUUUCCUUAUUGUGGGGUUCCUGAACCCUAUGGAGAUGUUCAUGGGCAUGGCGGUGGUGUCAUUGGUCUUCCUGGGCUCAGUGUGGGCUGGAGAGAAUAAGGCCAUGAUCAAGGACUUUAAGCGGCAGAACCCCACAUUGUUUGUCAUGGCAGUGAUGCUUGCCAGCUACUUCCUCAUGUCUCUCUUCGAUGGCGUCAUGGUCUUCAUAUUUGGGAUCACGUUUCCUCUUCUCUUGAUCUUUGCACAUGCCUCAUUUCGCCUUCGCAACAUGAAGAAUAAACUGGAGAAUAAAAUGGAGGGGGCGGGGCUAAAGAAGUCACCAAUAGGUAUUCUACUGGAUGCACUGGGCCAGCAGGAAGAGAGUCUGCAAAAGAUCCAAGAAUUCUUGGAUGGAAAACUAAAGGAAGGAUGAGAACUCCACACAGACGCCGCAGUCCCUGUGUUGUCGUAGGUCCCCUAUCAGCCUCCCUGGCCUCUGACCGGAUGGGAAAGGAUUAUUUUGCACACCCCCUUUUAACGUGCAGUCUCAUUGCAUGCAGUCAAUGUUGAAUGGGAAUGAUUGUAAUACAUCUCAGCUUGUUUGAAGACUUCAGCUAGAAACCGUAUUGCCUAUUGCACAUGCAAGUGUAUGUGUGUCUAGACUAGAGAACAUGUGUUGAAAACACAAGCGUUAGUUUAACCUCAGGGUAUUUGUUACUCCACCCAAAACUUGUCAGAGCACUUUGUUUUUUAAAAGUAGUGAUGUCUGCAUCUCAAUAGUUCACAUGUGAGUCUUCCCCGAUGAAUGGAUUUCUGUGUGUAGUUGGGCAAGUGUUUCCAAAUCCUGUAUGCAAUAUUUAUACAACUUAUUUAUAUUUUGUGACCUUUGUAAAUAUAAGGAGUGAAAAUAUUGUGGCGUUAAAAGCAAAACUGUGACCGGACUGAUUGAGGUCACUUGGUUUGAAAAAUUAACAGAACUAGGUUUAUUGUUCCAUAGAUGAAUUCACAAUUUAUCUCGCAAAUUAAGCAGUAGGGAAUUAGCUUGUUAAAGUGCUGUGCAUUCUCCCUUUUACUGAUGCAAACAUUGCAAUGUGAAAAUGCUGAUUUGUGGAGAGUAGACCUUUACUUUGCUACUAAACUGUACUACCUUUCUUAUUGCUCUCAUUCCUCAGAUCUGGAGGUGUUUAAUCUAUGUUUAAUUAUUUUCAAUUAAGAGAAACAACUGACCGGCUUGGCUAUGAAGGAGAAAUUGUGAAAUCACUGUAAAUUAUUAGUUGUGAAUUUCUGUUUUCAACAAGUGUUAAAUAAAUACAGUACCAGUCACGUUUGGACACACCUACUCAUUCAAGGGUUUUUCUGGGGGUUUUCUAUUUUCUACAUUGUAGAAUAAUAGUGAAGACAUCAAAACUAUGAAAUAACACAAUCAUGUAGUAACCAAAAAUGUGUUUAAUCAAAAAAUAGUUUUGAUUUUUCAAAGUAGCCACCCUUUGCCUUGCUGACGGAUUUGCACAUUCUUCGCAUUCUCUCAACCAGCUACACCUGGAAUGCUUUUCCAACAGUCUUGAAGGAGUUCCAACAUAUGAUGAGCACUUGUUGGCUGCUUUUCCUUCACUCUGCGGUCCAACUCAUCCCAAACCAUCUCAUUUGGGUUGAGGUCGGGUGAUUGUGGAGGCCAGGUCAUCUGAUGCAGCACUCCAUCAUUCUCCUUGGUCAAAUAGCCCUUACACAGCCUGGAGGUGUGUUUUGUGUCAUUGUCCUGUUGAAAAACAAAUUAUAGUCCCACUAAGUGCAAAUCAGAUGGGAUGGCGUAUCGCUGCAGAAUGCUGUGGUAGCCAUGCUGGUUAAGUGUGCCUUGAAUUCUAAAUAAAUCACGACAGUGUCACCAGCAAAGCACCAUCACACCACCUCCUCCAUGCUUUACAGUGGGAAUCACACAUGCGGAGAUCAUCCGUUCACCUACACUAUGUCUCACAAAGACACGGCGGUUGGAAUAAAAAAUCUCACAUUUGGACUCAUCAGACUAAUGGACAGAUUUCCACCGUUCUAAUGUCCAUUGCUUGGGUUUCUUGGCCCAAGCAAGUCUCUUCUUCUUAUUGGUGUCUUUUAGUUGUGGCUUCUUUGCAGCAAUUUGACCAUGAAGGCCUGAUUCACGUAGUCUCCUCUGAACAGUUGAUGGUGAGAAAUGUUACUUGAACUCUGUGAAGAAUUUAUUUAGGCUGCAAUCUGAGGCUGGUAACUCUAAUGAACUUAUCCUCUUUUCUGGAUUGACUGACCAUGUUUUAAAGUAAUGGACUGUCAUUUGUCUUUGCUUAUUUGAGCUGUUCUUGCCAUAAUAUGGACUUGGACUUUUACCAAAUAGGGCUAUCUUCUGUAUACCACCCCUACCUUGUCACAACACAACUGAUUGGCUUAAACGCAUUGGAAGAAAAUAAAAAACAAGGCACACCUGUUGAUUGAAACGCAUUCCAGGUGACUACCUCGAAGCUGGUUGACAGAAUGCCAAGAGUGUGCGACGCUGUCAUCAAGGCAAAGGGUGGCUACUUUGAAGAAUCUCAAAUGUAAAAUAUAUUUAGAUUUGUUUAACACUUUUUUUGGUUACUACAUGAUUCCAUGUGUGUUAUUUUAUAGUUCUACAAUGUACAAAAUAGUACAAAUAAAGAAAAACCCUUGAAUGAGUAGGUGAGUCCAAACUUUUGGCUGGUACUGAAUAUGUUUCAAGCAGGAAACCAUAGUUCCUGAACCCAAGAACGCCAAGGUAACCUGUCCAAAUCACCCCAUAGCACUAACAUCUGUAGCCAUUAAAUGCUUAGGGUGUUUUUUUCUCACUGAAUUCAAAGGUUUAUUUAAUAACAACAUGGGACAGAAAGUAACCUGACAUUCUACGCUAAUAAAAGGACCAAACAAAAGAACCAA